CACACCUUGGCCCGUGGCGGUGGCGGCGGUGGCAGCGGCAGGCUGGGAAACUUUGCCCCUUUGUGCGCUCCGCCCCGGAGGCGGCGGGCAGGCAGCGUAGCCUUCUCCAUCAUCCUGACCCAGGGAGGGAGAAGUGUCAGGAGGAAACUCCUCACCCUAUUCUGCCCUACCACACACCCAGUGGCUCACCUCAUGCCUGAGCCCCGGGUGGGUGAGGGUGAAGAACCCACCCAGCCAAGAUGAAAUCUUCCCUGGGGGCCGCUGCUGUCACUGUCUUGCCCCAGAUCCUGGGGCCCUGCAGGUGGGAGACUGGUCCUGGAAGGAGCCCUGUGAGCCGGCUGCAGAGGAGGUGAAGAGGGUUAAGAAGAGGCACCCAUCCCAGAGGCGGAAGCUCCUUGCCUUCACCCUUGUAGACUUGUUUAGGAGAGAAGGACCUGUUUGCAGGCAGCAAGAGACUGGACAGUAGUUUAACCUGGCACCUAUGCCCCCUUCCCUGGCAACAGCAGCAACAUCAUGAGCCAGUUUCAGGUGCCCUUGGCGGUCCAACCGGACCUGCCAGGAAUUUAUGAUUUCCCGCAGGGCCAGGUGAUGGUAGGGGGCUUCCAGGGGCCUGGGCUUCCUAUGGCUGGGAGCGAGACCCAACUGCGAGGGGGUGGAGAUGGGCGAAAGAAAAGGAAACGGUGUGGGACCUGCGAUCCCUGCCGACGGCUGGAAAACUGUGGGUCGUGUACCAGCUGCACUAAUCGUCGCACACACCAGAUCUGCAAACUCCGCAAGUGUGAGGUGCUGAAGAAAAAAGCAGGGCUUCUUAAGGAGGUGGAAAUAAAUGCUCGUGAAGGAACGGGGCCCUGGGCACAAGGGGCGACUGUCAAGACAGGCUCAGAGCUCAGCCCAGUUGAUGGACCUGUUCCAGGUCAGAUGGACUCAGGGCCAGUGUACCAUGGAGAUUCAAGGCAGCUAAGCACCUCAGGGGCACCGGUCAAUGGUGCUAGAGAGCCUGCCGGACCCAGUCUUCUGGGAGCUUCGGGUCCUUGGCGGGUAGACCAGAAGCCCGACUGGGACGCUGCCUCAGGCCCUACUCACACUGCUCGCCUGGAAGAUGCCCACGAUCUGGUGGCCUUUUCGGCCGUGGCCGAAGCUGUGUCCUCUUAUGGGGCCCUUAGCACCCGGCUCUACGAAACCUUCAACCGUGAGAUGAGUCGUGAGGCUGGGAGCAACGGCAGGGGCACCCGGCCUGAGAGCUGCUCUGAGGGCAGUGAAGACCUGGACACGUUACAGACAGCCCUGGCCCUUGCAAGGCAUGGCAUGAAACCACCCAACUGCAAUUGCGAUGGCCCAGAGUGCCCCGACUACCUCGAGUGGCUGGAGGGGAAGAUCAAGUCUGUGGCCAUGGAGGGAGCGCAGGGGCGGCCCAGGCUCCCAGGCACUCUGCCUCCUAGUGAGGCUGGCCUCCCAGCCCCAAGCACCAGACCACUCCUUAGCUCUGAGGUCCCCCAGGUACCUCCCCUGGAGGGCCUGCCUCUGUCCCAGAGCGCCCUGAGCAUUGCCAAGGAAAAAAACAUCAGCCUGCAGACAGCCAUCGCCAUCGAGGCCCUCACACAGCUCUCCUCGGCCCUCCCUCAGCCUUCUCAUUCCACCUCCCAGGCCUCUUGUCCACUCCCUGAGGCCUUGUCCCCUUCUGCCCCUUUCAGAUCUCCCCAGUCCUACCUCCGGGCCCCCUCAUGGCCUGUGGUUCCCCCAGAGGAACAUCCAUCCUUUGCUCCUGACAGCCCAGCCUUCCCUCCAGCGACUCCAAGAACUGAGUUUUCUGAAGCAUGGGGCACUGACACCCCUCCAGCGACACCCCGGAACUCCUGGCCUGUACCUCGCCCAAGCCCUGACCCUAUGGCUGAACUGGAACAGCUGUUGGGCAGCGCCAGUGAUUACAUCCAGUCAGUAUUCAAGCGACCUGAGGCCCUGCCCACCAAGCCCAAGGUCAAGGCUGAGGUCCCCCCUCCCUCCCCUGCUCCAGCACCACUUCCUAUUUCCCAGAGGGAGGCUCCCCUGCCCUCUUCAGAGCCUGACACCCACCAGAAGGCCCAGACAGCGCUUCAGCAACACCUUCAUCAUAAGCGCAACCUAUUCUUGGAACAGGCCCAUGAUGCCUCCUUCCCUAUAUCCACAGAGCCUCAGGCUCCUGGUUGGUGGGCCCCACCAGGCUCACCCGCCCCACGGCCUCCUGACAAACCACCCAAGGAAAAGAAAAAGAAGCCCCCUACCCCAGCUGGAGGUCCUGUGGGAGCAGAGAAAACCACCCCUGGGAUCAAGACUAGUGUCCGAAAGCCCAUUCAGAUCAAGAAGUCCAGGUCCAGAGACAUGCAGCCCCUCUUCCUGCCUCUCAGGCAGAUUAUUCUGGAAGAGCUCAAACCCCAAGCCUCAGAAGGACAAACGCCUCCGCCUGCCCAGCUCCCCGUCCCACCUCCUGCCUCCCAGAGCUGUGCCACCCCUCUACCCCCAGAACCUUCUCUUGCGCUAUUUGCACCUAGUCCCUCCGGGGACAGCCUGCUGCCCCCUACUCAGGAAAUGAGAUCCCCCAGCCCCAUGGUAGCCCUGCAGUCAGGCUCCACUGGUGGCCCCCUGCCCCCUGCCGAUGACAAGCUGGAAGAACUCAUCCGGCAAUUUGAGGCUGAAUUUGGGGAUAGCUUUGGGCUUCCCGGCCCUCCUUCGGUGCCCACUCAAGACCCUGAAAGCCAGUCAACAUGUCUCCCAGCUCCGGAGAGCCCUUUUGCUACCCGCUCCCCCAAGAAGAUCAAGAUCGAGUCUUCAGGGGCUGUGACUGUGCUCUCAACCACCUGCUUCCAUUCAGAAGAGGGAGGACAGGAAGCCACACCCACCAAGGCUGAGAAUCCACUCACACCCACCCUCAGUGGCUUCUUGGAGUCACCUCUUAAGUACCUAGACACACCUACUAAGAGUCUGCUGGACACACCUUCCAAGAAGGCCCAGGCUGAGUUCCCCACCUGCGAUUGUGUUGAACAAAUAGUGGAGAAAGAUGAAGGUCCAUAUUACACUCACCUGGGAUCUGGCCCCACAGUAGCCUCUAUCCGGGAACUCAUGGAGGAUCGGUAUGGAGAGAAGGGGAAAGCUAUCCGGAUCGAGAAGGUCAUCUACACAGGCAAGGAGGGGAAGAGCUCUCGAGGCUGUCCCAUUGCCAAGUGGGUGAUCCGAAGACACACACUGGAGGAGAAGCUGCUGUGCCUGGUGCGGCAUCGGGCAGGCCACCAUUGUCAGAACGCCGUGAUUGUUAUCUUGAUCCUGGCCUGGGAGGGCAUCCCUCGAAGCCUUGGAGACACCCUCUACCAGGAGCUCACUGAUACCCUCCGGAAGUAUGGGAACCCUACCAGCCGGAGAUGCGGCCUCAAUGAUGACCGGACCUGUGCUUGCCAAGGCAGAGACCCUAACACCUGCGGUGCCUCCUUCUCCUUUGGCUGUUCCUGGAGCAUGUACUUCAAUGGCUGCAAGUAUGCCCGGAGCAAGACACCACGGAAGUUCCGCCUCACAGGAGACAAUCCGAAGGAGGAGGAAGUGCUCCGGAAUAGCUUUCAGGACCUGGCCACGGAAGUUGCUCCCCUAUACAAGCAGCUUGCACCCCAGGCCUAUCAGAACCAGGUGACCAAUGAGGAUGUGGCGAUCGACUGCCGCCUGGGGCUGAAGGAAGGGAGGCCCUUUUCAGGGGUCACAGCCUGCAUGGACUUCUGUGCCCACGCCCACAAGGACCAACAUAACCUCUACAAUGGGUGCACUGUGGUUUGCACCCUGACCAAGGAAGACAAUCGCUGCGUGGGCCAGAUCCCCGAGGAUGAGCAGCUACAUGUGCUGCCCCUGUACAAGAUGGCCAGCACGGACGAGUUCGGCAGUGAGGAGAACCAGAACGCGAAGGUCAGCAGUGGGGCCAUCCAGGUGCUCACAGCAUUCCCUAGAGAGGUCCGGCGGCUGCCUGAGCCUGCCAAGUCCUGCCGCCAACGGCAGCUGGAAGCCAGGAAGGCGGCAGCCGAGAAGAAGAAGCUGCAGAAGGAGAAGCUGAGCACGCCAGAGAAGAUCAAGCAGGAGGCCCUAGAGUUGGCUGGUGUCACCACUGACCCAGGCCUGUCUCUGAAGGGUGGAUUGUCCCAGCAAAGCCUGAAGCCCUCCCUCAAGGUGGAGCCUCAGAACCACUUUAGCUCCUUCAAGUACAGCGGUAACGCGGUGGUGGAGAGCUACUCGGUGCUGGGCAGCUGCAGGCCCUCCGACCCCUACAGCAUGAGCAGUGUGUACUCCUAUCACUCGCGCUAUGCACAGCCUGGCCUAGCCUCCGUCAACGGCUUCCACUCCAAGUACACACUUCCCUCCUUCGGCUACUAUGGCUUUCCAUCUAGCAGCCCUGUCUUCCCCUCCCAGUUCCUGGGUCCCAGUGCCUGGGGACACGGGGGCAGUGGAGGCAGUUUUGAGAAGAAGCCAGACCUCCAUGCUCUACACAACAGCCUGAACCCGGCCUACGGUGGUGCUGAGUUUGCCGAGCUGCCAGGCCAGGCUGUUUCCACAGACAACCACCACCCCAUCUCUCACCACCAGCAGCCUGCUUACCCAGGCCCCAAGGAAUAUCUGCUACCCAAGGUCUCCCAGCUCCACCCAGCAUCCAGGGACCACUCUCCCUUUGCUCAGAGCUCCAGUUGCUACAACAGAUCCAUCAAGCAAGAGCCAGUAGACCCUCUGACCCAGGCUGAGUCCGUACCCAGAGACUCUGGUAAGAUGAGUAGAACACCCUUGCCCGAAGCAUCUCAGAAUGGGGGACCCAGUCAUCUAUGGGGACAGUACUCAGGAGGCCCAAGCAUGUCCCCAAAGAGGACUAACAGUGUAGGUGGCAACUGGGGAGUGUUUCCUUCGGGGGAAAGCCCCACGGUUGUUCCCGACAAGCUCAAUUCUUUUGGGGCCAGCUGUCUCACCCCUUCACACUUCCCAGAUAGCCAGUGGGGCCUGUUCACUGGUGAAGGUCAGCAGUCAGCCCCCCAUCCUGGAGGACGGCUUCGAGGCAAGCCAUGGAGCCCCUGCAAGUUUGGGAACGGCACCUCGGCCUUGACUGGUCCCAGCCUGACUGAGAAGCCAUGGGGGAUGGGAACAGGGGAUUUCAACUCCUCCCUGAAGAGUGGUCCUGGGUUCCAAGACAAGUUGUGGAAUCCUGUGAAAGUGGAGGAGGGCAGGAUUCCCACGCCAGGGGCCAACCAGCUAGACAAAGCCUGGCAGGCCUUUGGCAUGCCCUUGAGCUCCAACGAGAAGCUAUUUGGGGCCCUGAAGUCAGAGGAGAAGCUAUGGGAUCCCUUCAGCCUGGAGGAGGGGACAGCCGAGGAGCCCCCCAGCAAGGGGGUGGUGAAGGAAGAGAAGAAUGGACCUGCAGUGGAAGAGGACGAGGAGGAGCUGUGGUCGGACAGUGAACACAACUUCCUGGAUGAAAACAUCGGCGGUGUGGCUGUGGCCCCCGCCCAUUGCUCUAUCCUCAUCGAGUGUGCCCGGCGAGAGCUACAUGCCACCACACCACUCAAAAAACCCAACCGUUGCCACCCCACCCGCAUCUCGCUGGUCUUCUACCAGCACAAGAACCUCAACCAGCCCAACCACGGGCUGGCGCUUUGGGAGGCCAAGAUGAAGCAGCUGGCGGAACGGGCGAGGCAGCGUCAAGAGGAGGCCGCACGCCUGGGACUGGGCCAGCAGGAGGCCAAGCUCUAUGGGAAGAAGAGAAAAUGGGGGGGUGCUAUGGUGGCUGAGCCCCAGCACAAAGAAAAGAAGGGGGCUAUCCCUACCCGGCAGGCGCUGGCCAUGCCCACAGACUCGGCAGUCACCGUGUCCUCUUACGCCUACACAAAGGUCACUGGCCCCUACAGCCGCUGGAUCUAGGUGCCAGGAGCCAGCGUACCUCAGCGUCGGGCCCGGCCCGAGCUGCUCUGUGGUGCUUUUGCCCUCAUGCCCGGGGGCGGGUUGGGGGUGCAGAAGUCUCUCUAUAUCUACAUAUAUGGAUAUGCUUAUCAUAUAUAUGUAUUUAUGGUCCAAACCUCAGAACUGACCCGCCCUCCCUCCUCUACUUCCUCGACUUCCCCAGCACUUUGAAGAAACUACGGCUGUCGGGUGAUUUUUUUUUUUUUUGAUCUUAAUAUUUAUAUCUCCACGUUGUUUUAAUUUUUUCCCCUUGUUUUGAGGGGCUUUUAUUUUCCUUUUGUUUUUAAAAUUUUAUCCUUGUAUAUCACAAUAAUGGAAAGAAAGUUUAUAGUGUCCUUUCACAAAGGAGCGUAGUUUUAAAUUCCAUUUAAAAUAUGUAUUUAUUGGAUUUUUUAAAAAGUGACAAUAGUAAUGGGUUACAGGUGGGCAGGAAAGGCCAGCAGAACUUCGUGCCUGGCGAACCCAGCCUCCUGGGAGCUGCAGGUUCUCCCAGCCAUCUGCCCCCACCAGCCAAGGUUAGCAUGUAGCCCUGGUCUAUCCCUCCUUCCCAUGGGCUAGGGAGCCUUUGGGAGCACCCCAUUCUCCUCUGUGGAAUGGGGAAGCUGCAGACAUCUGGGGGCCAGGCCUGGAGAUGCUGGUGUUAGAUCUCCCCAGAAACCAGGUUGGAAGUAGACAGCUUCAAGCUUGCUAGUCUCCACACUGAAUCCUCUCUGUCCGUUAUUUAUCAAGUCAUACGAUGUCCUGGUUCGCUAGGCAGCACCUCACGCUGGAGCAGGAGUCGAGAGGCUCUCUCGUCCCGUUGAUAAAGCUGGUGAGUACUGGGCGGAAGGAAGCUUAGUGGCAGUUUUCUAAAAAAUCGCCCCAAAGUUUGUCAAUACUGAAAAAGGGCUACUGUAUCUUUAGAAACAAGAAGUUGAACCCAAGCUGUGAAGAGCCAGUGUGCUGUGUGGUGCUCUGCAGGUGCUCUGCGGUGCUGUGUGGUGCUGGAGCCUGGUGCUGUAGUACUGUGCUGGGACUUUUCUGACUCUCAGGGCAGGUGGCAUCCUGCCAGAGCUCAGCAAGCCAGUGUGAUGGCAGGUCACGCGUCAUACUUAUUCCUGGAUCUUCACAUGGGACAAUGGUGCAGUCCUCCCAGCCCUCACAGGGCAUGGUCUACACUUCACUUAAAGUGCAAGGGUCAGGCGUUUUUCAACAGGUUGCUAUACUUUUCCUCCUUCGAGGGGGCCAGUUCUCCAUUGGAUCUUUUCUCUCCUCCCUCUCCCUUCUCCACCUCCCCUGUAACAUGCCCAUUCUAAAAUCCUGGUGCAUUCAUUCAGCUCUUUGAAAAUGAGAACGUUGGUGCUUUAAUUUCUGUGACAUCGAAAGGUUGGGCCUGACAGGUGGAGGCGGUGUUGUCUGCAGCAGGUCAGUCCUCACGGAGUGUUUGUUUUCAGAUGCCGUUAGCCAUGUUGUCAGGCUGCUCGUGUGUGUGGACGUGUGUAGUGAGUGGGGGGCUUCAUCAGGGCACACACAGUGGCAGCCGAGCCCUGAGACGGCAGUUAUCACGUGGUUCCAGCCAGGUUUGGUCUUCAUAAACUGAGCGUAGUGAUCCCACGACAAUGCUGAAGGCAGGUCCGGGUCCCCAAGCUUCGCGGUGCCUUGUGCCAGAGCUGAGAGCCGAGCGGCCAGGUGUUGACGAGAGCCCUUCGGAAGCGCUGGCGGAGAGUGGCUAAAAGGUGUCCUGAGCAUUUUUGUGGUCUGGUUUUAACUGUAAAUAGUGAAAGAUUUUUUUUAAGCACUUUUGCCUAGAUUUAAACAGCAACUUGAAAAGAAUAAAAAGUACAUUUUAACAUGAAAUUGUGGGAGAAACUGUAAAUAGUAGCUGAAUAUUUAAUGUGCUUUGUCAAUCCACCUUUACCGUAUUCUGUAAAGUUGCAAUUAUUUUACAGGACAAAAAAAAAUGAAAUUAUUAUUGCUUUUGAAAUAAAUACCCAAGAGCUUAUCAGGACUUAGAAUUAUUCAGAAUUCAGAUUUAUAGGAAAGCCUCUGACCCUCUGUUUGACAAGCUCACGAGUCAGAGUCUUUAGGCGCAUGCUAAUUUUCUAGUUUUGAAGGAGUGUGGGUCCUUUAAAUGCUAUUUUGCUUAAUCGAAUCAGUACUUUUACGCUGGUCUCAUCUGACUCCGUGCUUAGGUAGAUGCGGGGGUGCCUUGAAAAACUUCAUUUUAAAUAAUCUUAAAUAUGAUAUUUUACAAAGCAUUUGGAGAAUGUGACCGUGUAUACGGCCCAUGGAAGCCCCAGGUUACCUGUUGGCUUGCAAGGUCCUGAGCGUGGCCCAGGUGACUGUUGCUGGCAGUGUGUGGAUCUCUCUGACGCGUGUUCAGUAUGCUCAACCCUCCUCACCCUUUGGUAGCAAAGCCAUUAGCUGAAUGGAGAAACCAGUACAAGCUAAAAAAGCAUGUGGUGUCCAUCCCCCAGCCUGUACGGCCUUUGUUCAUAUGCUCUGGGCCAGGAAACAGGCUGCCGUGAGGUGAGACAAGAGGCCUUCCACAUUGGCCUUUCAGGUCCUAGCGAGCGCUGUUUCAGGGCUCAGUGCUGUGGCUGUGCGUGAGCCCGUGCUGAUUUUCACACACUACAUGUAUAACCUACCUCAAAUCUGUCAUUGAAAUGAGCAUGCUUUAGACGUGUAUUUAAGACGUAACUAUGCACAGUUCUUUAUCCCCGUCCCUUGCUGCUGAAGGCUUCUUAGAGAGAAAAAUCAAAAUUUUUAUUUUUACUGGCACUAUCAUUUUUUAAGUCCUGAAGAUGAUUGACAAAACAUUUUUAUCAUGAGAAGGAAAAAAAAAAAAAUAAA
Molecule: messenger RNA, 8778 nt
Organism: Grammomys surdaster
Lineage: Eukaryota; Metazoa; Chordata; Mammalia; Rodentia; Muridae
Gene: Tet3
Product: tet methylcytosine dioxygenase 3
Exons: 12
Coding region: 514-5907 (1797 amino acids)
Biological process (GO): positive regulation of transcription by RNA polymerase II; oxidative demethylation
Cellular component (GO): nucleus
Molecular function (GO): DNA binding; DNA 5-methylcytosine dioxygenase activity; zinc ion binding
Source: RefSeq, a predicted model, not a curated record